UUCACCACCACGGAGGGAGAGAGACAGGGGAGAAAACGCAAGCCUCCUGGACAGACCAGCUCCCCCUUCCCCUCUCCUGAGAGCCCCUCACACUGGGACUGGCAUGGAGCCCUGCAGACGUUAGUGUGGGGGGUCGUGAUCACACACCGAGGGCAGGGCAACCUGCAGCCUGACGGACGUCCAGAGGAAGGACACUCAGAGAGAGACGAGACUAGCAGAAAGACUGUAAGAGAAAAAAAGAGUAACGAGCGGGAGAGAGAAGCUGUCAGUUAAAGUGACAGCGAAAAAAAAAGUUGAAGGGCCUGCUGAGAGGUCGAAAGAGAACAUCACUGUGACUGACUGAGAGAGAGAGAGAGAGAAAGAGAGAGAGAGAGAGUGAGUGAGGAUGAGUGUGGGGAGGAUUAGUCGCUACAGCAUCGUCUCCUCUGAAGAGGAUGGCCUCCGCCUGACCAACAUGCACGGUGGUGGCGCCGGGGGCGGCAUGAACGGCUUCGGCAAUGGCAAGAUCCACACGCGGCGGAAAAGCCGCAACCGCUUCGUCAAGAAGAACGGACAGUGCAACGUGCAGUUCACCAACAUGGACGAGAAGUCGCAGCGCUACCUGGCCGACAUCUUCACCACCUGUGUGGAUAUUCGAUGGCGGUACAUGCUGGUGGUCUUUACUCUGGUGUUUGUAGUGAGCUGGCUGGCCUUCGGACUUGCCUUCUGGGCCAUAGCCCUCUUCCAUGGAGACCUGGACAACCCGGCCGGGGACGACAACUUCACGCCGUGUGUCCUGCAGGUCAACGGCUUCGUGGCGGCGUUCCUCUUCUCCAUCGAGACCCAGACCACCAUCGGCUACGGUUUCCGCUGCGUGACCGAGGAGUGCCCGGUGGCUGUCUUCCUGGUGGUCUUCCAGAGCAUCGUGGGCAGCAUCAUCGACUGCUUCAUGAUCGGCGCCAUCAUGGCCAAGAUGGCGCGGCCCAAGAAGCGCGCCCAGACGCUGCUCUUCUCGCACAACGCCGUCAUCGCCAUGCGCGACGGCAAGCUGUGCCUCAUGUGGCGCGUGGGCAACCUCCGCAAGAGCCACAUCGUGGAGGCGCACGUGCGCGCCCAGCUCAUCAAGCCGCGGGUGACCGAGGAGGGCGAGUACAUCCCCCUGGACCAGCUGGACAUCGACGUGGGCUACGACCAAGGCCAGGACCGCAUCUUCCUGGUGUCGCCGCUCACCAUCAUGCACGAGAUCGACGAGGAGAGCCCGCUCUACGGCAUCAGCAAGCAGGACCUGGAGACGGCCGACUUCGAGGUGGUGGUGAUCCUGGAGGGCAUGGUGGAGGCCACGGCCAUGACGGCGCAGGCGCGCAGCUCCUACCUGGCCAGCGAGAUCCUGUGGGGCCACCGAUUUGAGCCGGUGCUGUUCGAGGAGAAGAACCAGUACAAAGUGGACUACUCGCACUUCCACAAGACCUACGAGGUGCCCACCACGCCGCGCUGCAGCGCCAAGGACAUGGUGGAGAGCAAGUACCUGGUGCCGGCCGCCAACUCCUUCUGCUACGAGAACGAGCUGGCCUUCAUCAGCCGUGAGGAAGAGGAGGAGGAGGAGCAGGAGAGGGGCCGGGCCGGCGGCGAGCACACGCUGCCCAGCCUCAGCCCCGGCCGGACCAGCCGCCUGCAGACGCCGCGGCCCCAUGAACAGAGGUCGUACCGCCGCGAGUCGGAGAUAUGACCUCUGACCCCCCCC
This is a messenger RNA of Clupea harengus (Atlantic herring), 1720 nucleotides long. It is a transcript of the gene kcnj12a, whose product is annotated as potassium inwardly rectifying channel subfamily J member 12a. NCBI's taxonomy places the organism in Eukaryota, Metazoa, Chordata, Actinopteri, Clupeiformes, Clupeidae. Gene Ontology annotation, cellular component: plasma membrane. Gene Ontology annotation, biological process: potassium ion import across plasma membrane; regulation of monoatomic ion transmembrane transport. Gene Ontology annotation, molecular function: inward rectifier potassium channel activity. The record is from RefSeq and is a predicted model, not a curated record.